Molecule: messenger RNA, 2028 nt
Organism: Aspergillus niger
Lineage: Eukaryota; Fungi; Ascomycota; Eurotiomycetes; Eurotiales; Aspergillaceae
Exons: 3
Coding region: 1-2028 (675 amino acids)
Source: RefSeq, a predicted model, not a curated record
AUGGUUUGGGCACAUCAUUGCCACUUCUGGUCCCAAAAUAGUGACAUAAAAUACUGCACUGACGCUGAAACGCACGAGAGGGAUGAUUGCGCAUUCAUGCCAGAUGAUAAUGGGGAGCGGGACCCGAAUAUCUGCAAGGAUGUCGGAGUAAUGGCAAAGUUGAACAUAUGCACUGCUAAGGGCGCAGAAUUACCAAAGAGAGACGCACAUCUCCUUAAAGAUAUCGGUCGUGACGAAUUGCCUUUUGAUCUGCACUCUGAGAUGUGUCUCUCUCUGGCGGCCAGUUGGCUAGAUAAAUGCUGCCGGAAGCAUGCAAAAUGCGAAGGAUACAAAGAUGGAGCGCAUUCUCUUCCCACACGUGUCAUUGACGUAGGGGACUCACUCACACAACCACAUUUACACGUCAGUGCAGAUGGUGAAACUGGGAAGUGGGCAGCAUUGAGCUAUUGCUGGGGCGGAGACUCCAACUUCACUCUCAAUGCCUCGUCUUUCGACGAUCUCCGCAGCGGACAGUCUCUGGCGACUUUUCCAGCCACUCUACGGGACGCUGUCCUCGUGACAAGAGCACUGGGAUUCCGCUACUUAUGGAUCGACUCCCUCUGUAUCUUUCAAGAUAACAUUAAUGACUGGGCGGUCGAAGCCUCGAGAAUGAGCCGCAUCUACAGACAUGCAGCUGUCACCAUUGCCGCUACGAGCGCAGAAACGGCGGACGCUGGUUUCCUAGACAAAAGGGCACCGUAUUAUAGCUGCCCUUUCCCUUGGCGUCGAAGAUCCCACCAAGGUAGCGUCAAUGAUGCUUCCCGAGCGUAUCCUGUUGUUCUUCGGAGUUACACGGAUACGUUUAACAAGGAGCCGGCACGGUCUUCGCGCUGGGCUACCAGAGGCUGGACAUUCCAAGAGGAAUUACUAUCGAAACGAAUCUUGUAUUACACUAAAGAAGAGAUGGUCUGGAAAUGCCGCGCUGUGACGUUCAGGGAGCCAGAAUUGAAACCCACUACUACUUCUUACAUAGAGAUACCACCGCCAUUACCGGUUCCUCUGCCUAAGCCAGAACAACUAUACGCAGAUUCCAUGUCAGAUCCCUAUCGGAUUUGGUACCUGCUGCUGGAAAUUUAUGUAUCACGGGAUCUCAAAUUCGAUAGAGAUCGCUUGCCGGCGAUCGAAGCAUUGGCCGAGUUCUUCCAUGCACAGUUUAGAGAACAGUACUGCGCGGGAUUGUGGAGGGAGGACCUCCGAUUUGGCUUAUUAUGGAGCAUUCACCGUAAUGGGCACUACCCAGGACCGCAUGCUGACACUGCUAAACGCUCUGAGGUUCGGAACCUCAGCUACCAAUACAAACAUAAUAAAGAAAGAUAUGCUCCGGUGGGUGUUUCUUCGAAGCAACGCAAGCCGUCCUGGAGCUGGAUAGGGGCAGAUAAUUAUGUCGAUUUGAAGUGGCCCCAGUUGGGACAGUUGAGAUGGCUGCAGGACUAUACCUAUUUUGCCUUUAUUCUUGAUUUUAAGGUCCAUGGCCAGCUUCAAGGCGUCUUCGGCCAUGUAGAGGGCGCGGAACUUACCCUAGAGGCGCCGUAUCGGCACCUCCAUUUGAAACUCGAUGGCUAUUCCAAGUCCCAAUGGAACCCCGUGAGGGUUGCACAGAGAGCCCUUAUGCGACCUAGUCCAUUGCCAAGCCUGAGGGAGCUGGCGCAGGUCGCCCUUGUGAGACCUGGCUACCUCGCAGGAACGGAAACGAGCGGCUCUGUUAUCGUUCCGAGCAGCAGUACGGAUUUCACUUUUAUCCGCAUCGCAGAAGAGACUCGAACUGUUCCACCAGCGCUAUAUCUCCUCAUCCUACAGCCUCAACCGAGAAAUGCAACCAACAACAGGGGACCACAUCAUUAUCGUAGAGUUGGGUUGCUGCGGCUUAGCCCUCACAGAUACUACGGUUCCGACUCUGUCAGAGUGGCGGUGACAAAACGCUUGGAGAGUGAUGCCUAUAAGGAAGUUACUUCAGAGAAGUGGCCAGUCGGAACCUUUGUAAUUGACUGA